GAAACAUCCAUCUCAAAAUACGCCAUCGUCACGGUACAGGCCUCACCAUCAUAGACAUCGGCGCCACCACCAUAAUCACUGCCAUAGAUACUAGCUGCAGCAGCAUCAGUAAAUACCACCGCCACAAAUAUAUAUAUAUAUAUAUAUAUAUAUAUAUACAUAUUAUCAGUUCUGAUAUAACUUCUACGCCACCAAGCCACUACGACCACCACCUCUUAGCACUUUGUUAUCAUAGACGGCACACAGCCGUCCACCAUUAUCACUACCAACAUAAACAUCGUCGCCGUAGAUACCAUCAUCAUCAACGUCAUUACAAAGUACCAUCAGCUUUCAAACGGAAAAAAAGAAAACCAAAGCACCAGCCGUGGAACCUUACUACAUCGCCACUGUCUCAUCAGGCCUCAUCUCCGCAGACUGCACUACCAUUCCAUCACAGUCGCUUUCACCAAGAACAUUGCCAUUGUAGAUACCAUCACCGUCAGUGCGAAACACUACUGGCUCAAACAAAACAAAACAAAACAAAAGCAACAAAACACGGCCCUGCUGCUGUAAACCCCUACACUACACCACAGAAGCGCCGCUGUGCUACGGGCUACACCAGCGCCACAUACAUAUUAAUGUGCAUCAACACCACUGCUACAGAUAUCAUAAUCAUAACAGCCACAGCAAAAUUAAAUGCAUAAAUAAAUAAAUAGUUAUUGAUAAAUAAACAAAAUAAUUUUUUUAAAAUGCAUUUAAGUUCUACGAACACUAGAAAGAAAAACAAAAUCUGUUCUGAAUGAAUCGCAGCUUUAAACAGAAAAUAAAAAAGCUAUCAACAAUAAUAACAACAAAAUAUAGCAACCAUUAACACUGUAACCACCACCACCACCACCAACAACACCACCACCACCAACAGCAGCAGCAACAACAACAACAGCAACAUCGCUUCUUCUUCUUUUUCUUCACUAUAGAUUUAGUUUCGUUGUAAGUUAUUUCAUCAUGGCAGCAGCUUGGCAGGCGCCAUGAUAGAAUUUAGGACCCAAAGCGAAUGCAACACUCGACGGGCAAAAAAAAACAAAAAAACAAACUGUUUUAGUUUGUAAAUGUUAGAAUAAAGAAGACUCAGGAAUACACACAACACGCGUACACACCCACAUACACACGCACGCAUAUAACACAGAUACAUACACAUAUUAGCACACCCACAUACGUACAAAAUACGCGCAUAUCCAUAAAAACACACACACAAACAUACGCACGUACAAAAUCGCUCAUAUACAUACAACCACACACACACCCACACACAUACAAACACACAGAAACAUACUCAUAUAUCAUAGGGAAUAUUUUCUGUGUUUAAGGAAAAUGGCAUUGCAUGUUUAAAUUUCUAGAGAUUUAAUUCAUAUUCUUUCAUAAAAUUCCUGAUAAGCAUUAUAAUAACAGCGGUGUUAAUUAUUGUUGUUAUUAUUAUUAUUGUUAUUAUUAUUACACUGUUUUGCAUACUUUACACAUUCAUACAUACCUUUACUUGGCUGAAUGCAACGGUUUGCCUUGGCACUUGAUAAUAUUGACUUAUAAACUCAGAGAAAUUUCAUACGUUUCUUAAAGGAACUUUAAAAAAAUACAAAUCAAAAUCACAACAUACGCAUACACACACAUAUACAGUUGCAUGUGCACGCUCAUACUUCUACCUACGUAGAGGUCUUUUAUCUUAUGGGCAGUUUAUCACAACAGAUAUGGCUGCUAGUCAUUUUACUCUUGAUUCGGAACUACAGAAAGUGAAGCUGGCCAUUCUGGGUGCUCCGGGCGUGGGUAAAACUUCGAUAAUCCAACAGUUUGUUUGCAGUCAUUUCACGGAGGAUUACGAACCAACAGAAUCCAAGCAAGUCUACAUACCGUCCGUCAUUAUCAACGAUCAUUUGUACGAACUGAAAAUCAUUGAUUCUCCUUAUAUUCCGUACUUUCCAGUAAAUUCUCUGUAUGAAUGGACAGAUUUUCGCGGCUACGAGUUGCGCAGCGCCACAGCAUACGUUCUAGUUUACGACAUCACGUCGGAGGAAAGUUUUCAGUACAUUAAAUCGCUUCGGGAACAAAUAAUCGAGAGCAGGGACAUGCAGGAUGUUCCCAUCUUCGUGGUUGGUAACAAGCACGACCAAGCCGAAGAGAGAGGCAUGUCGAGGCGGGAAGUGGCAAAUGUCGUUAAAAAACAGUGGAAGUGCGGCUACGUGGAGUGUUCAGCCAAAUACAAUUGGCACAUUGUGCUCUUGUUUAAAGAGUUAAUGAAAACAAUUGACUAUAUAGAUUACGGACAUAAACCCACGGCGAUUCGGGUACAGGACGCAUUGCGGCGCAAUAGGUGUGUCAUCUUAUGACACACUUUUUUUUAUACUGGUUAAAUUAUUUAAUAAUAAUGUUUGAUUAAAAAGUAUAAAAAAACCCCCAAAAAACCAAAUGUUGAAAAUUUUGUUACAUAUGUUUAUAUAAAGACACAAAAUUUAAUAUGUAUGUACAUAUAUAUACAUGCAUGAGUAUGAAAAAAAAAAGAUAUACAAUAACAAAUAUAUAUAUACAUAUAUAUAUGUGUAUAUAUAUAUACA
This is a messenger RNA of Octopus bimaculoides (California two-spot octopus), 2579 nucleotides long. Its product is annotated as ras-like protein family member 10B. Gene Ontology annotation, molecular function: GTP binding; GTPase activity. NCBI's taxonomy places the organism in Eukaryota, Metazoa, Mollusca, Cephalopoda, Octopoda, Octopodidae. The record is from RefSeq and is a predicted model, not a curated record.